This is a messenger RNA of Pararge aegeria (speckled wood butterfly), 1996 nucleotides long. RefSeq lists its product as uncharacterized. NCBI's taxonomy places the organism in Eukaryota, Metazoa, Arthropoda, Insecta, Lepidoptera, Nymphalidae. Gene Ontology annotation, biological process: positive regulation of voltage-gated potassium channel activity; sleep; regulation of synaptic transmission, cholinergic. The coding region runs from base 132 to 572 and encodes 146 amino acids. The transcript has 3 exons. The record is from RefSeq and is a predicted model, not a curated record.
AGGAAUAUUAUUAUAGGAAGCUUUACUUUGCUUCUCUGGUUAUUAUAAUUUUGAAUUUUUGACUUAUCAGUUUUAAAGGGCAGGUUUUCUUCCAAAAUAUUUAGUUAAUAUUUAGUUUUGCGAACGAUAAGAUGAUUCGUUAUUUAAAAAUUGUAGUAUGUGUAUUUCUCGUAUAUUUCGUAGCCGACGUGUUCUGCAUAAAAUGCUGGAGCUGUAGAUCGAACAAUGACCCCAAAUGCGCUGACCCGUUCGAUAACAAAACAGUACCAAUAACCGAUUGUAACGAAGAGAAGGGAUUGAUCAACUUUCCUGGUUUGAGACCAAACAUGUGCCGCAAGAUAAGGCAAAAAGUUAAUGGUGAAUGGCGUUACUUCCGAGGCUGUGCAUACUUGGGCGAAGUAGGUAUUAAGGGUGACGAAAGAUUCUGCUUGAUGAGAACAGGGACAUAUAAUAUCUUCAUUGAAUACUGCACUUGUAACAGUAAAGAUGGAUGCAAUUCAUCAGGCAUUGUCAGCCCUAUGCCUUUCUUGUUAAUAUCUCUUAUAACUCUGUAUUUGAAAUGCUUCAGCUAGGCUAGGCUUAAUUUUAUUAAGGAACCGAUUAUUUGGACUAUAAUAUAUAUCCUGGAUAACAUUCAUGAUAAAAAUAUUUCAAAAAUAUAAAGCAAAGCAUUAGGUACCAAAAAUAAUGAACUCUUGAAAUAAUACACUGCUAAUUAAUGUGGUUGAAAGCUAAACUAUGGUGUAAUUAACUAUGGUGCCUGUAAAAAGGGCCCCCAUACACAAUACCACCUGUUGUUUCAGACUGAUUGAGUAUACGUCAAUAUUGUAAAAAACUUACUUAAUUGAGGAUUACAACAAUCUUGCAAUGAGGCAGCUUAUGGCUUUUGCGAUCUAUGUUUUGAUCUUUGUAAUAUUCUGAUACAGUAUUUAUAACGUUUGGCUUUCUGUGAUGCCAUAUUCUGUUGCAAAUAAGUAACGGAAAUUUCUUUAAAAACUUAAGAUUGAUUGGAGCAAGGGAUGGUUAUGUGAAUGGGGCCUUUAAUAGAUGUCCAGAUAAUCGGGUUUCCGUAAACUUAACUUAAAUUUUACAUAUCAGAAGUGCACAAAAUUAUUUUGCUAUGCCUUGAACCAAAAGCAACACACCCAGUUCCAGUAUUCAUCUACAUCCCAUCAUCAUCGUCAGUCAUUUUGGAAUGUUUGUUUGGUCUUUGUCUGGUCAACUGCAUCAUCACAUUGCAGUCAAGGGCUAGCUUGUAGUGGAAUAAAAAAAAGGGUUUUCCAAACUAUGUUUUCUUGAAUCUUUGUUAAAUAUUGUCAUCAGAGUGUUGCUACUAUUGUAUGUUCUAAGAUUUAUGAAAUAAGAAAAAUGUAAUUAAAUACUUAAUUUUGAUUCUCGAUCUUCCAUAAUAAUGUUAGAUCUGUUAAAUGGAUCUUUGUACCGUAGAUGCACACAUCACCAACUUUGGUCUUCAGCACAGUGUUUUGUACACACUUAAGAUUGAGUAAGUGCCAUUGUCUGCAUUUUUAUAUACCGUAUCAAAAAGACGUCGCAGACACUACCAUUGCAUUGGUUAGAUUUGUUUACAUACUGGCAAGUUUGGUUAAUUCAUAUUAAAGUUCCAUCAUUUUGCUUGCCAAACUAUGCUUAGGUAUUUGUAUGCUAUUAUUUUAUUUUACAAAAACAGGCUUUGUUAUUGUUGAAACUAUAGCUAUGUGUUGAGCUAUAUUUAAUCGUGACUAUUUUACCAACAAAGCUUUGUUACUUUACAAACUUAGCUACUUUAGAAUCAGAUUAGAAAUAGCUAUAUGAAAUGAUGACUUUUUUUACAAAUGGAGCUUUCUUACUGUAGAAACUUAUAUAUAAUAUGAAGGUGUAAUUAUUACUGUGUAAUAUGAAAGUGUACUUUAACAAAACAGCUUUGUUACUAUUGUUUAUGGAGGGUAGAGGUAAGGAGAGUCAUCUUAUAUGGGAGAAAAGUUGAAAAAGUGUCCAG